AUGCUUGCUCUGGCGUCUGCGGCUGUGACGUCAGACAAGCCCUGCUUCCCCGGAUGUCAGAUAGCCGACUGGUCCGCCUGUAUGGGUGACAUUACCGAGAUAAAUAUCAUGCAACCCGGUAACACCGGUCAAGUGGCCUGUCUGGCAUGUACUACAACCCCCACCCUGGUUCUGGGUAUGGCUUGCUUGAAUGACACUCCACGGGGAUUCGCUGUGAGAGGCCGUCCGCUCCAUAUGUUGUCAGAACUGAAGCCCCCACACUUCUGUGCGGCCAGGGUGGCGGUCCUGGGUCUGAUAGAUGGUAACAUCACCGACGUUGACAUGUCUGAGUCCUCCCUGGUGAGUGGGUUCACAAGUCUGCUCAAGUUGGCUCUGAACUCUAACAACCUCAAGCAUGUCAGGCGGAGUUGGUUCAAAGGUCUGGAGACACUGUCCCAUCUGAGCUUGUCCAAUAACCAGAUCGAUACGAUCGAGCCAAGCUGCUUUGCGGACCUGCCCCGCCUUGUCCUGCUGAAUCUGGACCACAACCUCCUGCAUGCUGUUGAAGCCGACUGGUUCCCGAGGUCUCACAAGCUGGCUGAUCUUUACCUCAGCUCUAACCGCAUCGACAGGGUCCCUGCAGACGCUCUGCAAAACCUAGAGGAUCUCAACGGACUCAGCCUCGGGAAAAACCCCCUCUCUUGUCUCCACAAUGAAGCUGUCUGUGGCCUGGACAACCUGAGACAGCUCUAUAUUAGCGGUAACAGGAUGGUGAUGAUGAAUGGUGGAACAUCAAGUGGAGUCAUGUGGAGUCUAGUCCGCAAGAACGACUUCCGCAGUGGUGAUAUUGUGAGACAGAGAAUAUCCUUCGAGGUACCCCAUGUCCUCCUCUGCCUGGCGCAUGACCCUGACAAAAACGAGCAGUACCUGAAGUGGAUGUUUGCUGCGUCCCCGGCCGUCCCUCGUCAUACGGACAAUGGUUUUCCUGACUCCUGUAGUGUGCAUGUGUGGGGUGAUUCUCAGUACACGGAGAUCAUCAGACAGCCGCCGUUCGUUGUUGUUGCCGGAGUUUCAGACGAGAAUGUCCAGAACCGUCCCGAGCAGUGCCGAGAGAUGUGGGGACGCGAUGGCUUAGCAGUGGAGCUAAAGGGUGGUUCAAACCUGAACAUAGUUUCCGUUGGUGUUGGCGACCCUGCCUUGGCUAGUGUUGCUUUGAUGGUUGACACUGCACAGAACGCUGACACACACCCUCCCACACACACAUGGAAGCUACAGGAUGAUGCACUUUCAACAGACACACAGAAAGUGAGCUGCACCCUGCUCACAAAGCUCGGCCCUCGGCAGCUGUAUUUCAGCUCCUCCAAGGUUGGAAUGAAGCCACGGAAAACAUGCCCAGUCAGCUCCCAAAGCCAGACUUCCAAGCAAGGAAACCAGACGACGUGGCCAUCGGUGUCGACACACGCGUUUAGCACUCCUCCCAACUCUGACCACUCUACACCAUCUCCAUGGCAACUGUUCCUACUCGAAUGCUAUUGGCUCCUCCCGGUCAGUGUCACAGUAGGGUUGCUUUUGUCACUGGCGCUAACGGCGUGGUUCUUGCUGUACAAACGACGACUGAACAACCUGCCAGACGACAAUGCGCACGUGUGGGUAGUCCCCGGUGGUAUGCCAAAGGCAGCUUCCCUGCCACUCACGGCUGGUACAACUAAGAAGGUGCGAGGUGAGCAUUUGUCCCGCUUGUCACUACCCGCAGUUCUCCAUACGAUCGAGCCUACCUACAGCGAGAUCCCAGAUGCUAUAGCUGCUGCUCAUCGGCCUCUGCCUGCCCUCCCACACACGUACAGCGAGAUUCCGGACGCCGCUACCUUCGGUCUUGUUCGCUCAGCCUCCGUCCCUCCCACAUCAACCACUCACGGAGAGGUUACUAGUAGUGCGAUCGUCCAUAGGUCACUGCCUUCUGGUCUCCAUUCGAUAGAGCCUACCUACAGCGAGAUUCCAGAGGCUGUAGCUGUUGCCCGGCGGCCUCUGCCUGCCGUCCCACGUGCGAGCUGGGAGAGCCAGGAUGAUGUGGCUGCUCCCCGGCCCCAGUCUCUGCCUGCCCGUCGUCAUACGUAUAGCGAGAUCCCAGAUGACAGGGAUAGCGGGCCCGUGUCUGUCUUUACCCGGGCUGCUUCAGAGGUUCACGCAGUCACAAACAGGGGGAGGAAUCGUCAGACCUACCAGAACAACGUCCUAUCGACGCCUAGCAGAUACAUCCCCACGUAUGGAGCGGCCAGGCAGACCAAGGCCCGACCUGUAGCCUUGUACAAUUGUGCUGAAGUUCAAGACGUGCGAGGUGGUAGAGACCCGAUAGCAAGAGGGCUGAGACACCAUGGCACACCACGACGUCUGUCCCUCCCCACCGUCACACUACCUAACACCUACUGGCCAUGGGAGAUCCCAGGGGAGGGAAUACCUAACACACCACGGCGUGCGUCCCUCCCCACCGUCACACUACCUAACACCUACUGGCCAUGGGAGAUCACAGAUGAGGGAACCCGUAACACAGCACAGCCUGUGCCCCUCCCCCUUGGCACACUACCUAAUACCUACUGGCCAUGGGAGAUCCCAGGGGAGGGAAUACCUAACACACCACGGUGUGCGUCCCUCCCCACCGUCACACCACCUAACACCUACUGGCCAUGGGAGAUCCCAGGGGAGGGAAGCAAUAACACAGCAGAGCGUGCGCCCCUCACACCACCUAACACCUACUGGCCAUGGGAGAUCCCAGGGGAGGGAAGCAAUAACACAGCACAGCGUGCACCCCUCCCCCUCGGCACACUACCUAACACCUACUGGCCAUGGGAGAUCCCUCGGGAGGGAACCCGUGACACCGCACAGCGUGCGUCCCUCCCAUUAACACUACCUGUCACACAUUCGGAUCCUUCCCCCUACAUCAACCAACAAAGGAUAGCUGACCAGAUUUAGGCCACGCCUAUCUUCCUAUUCCCACAAACCCACAGCCACCCAAAACAAGACUUAUACAGAAGUGAUGAAGCAUUUAAUUGUUGACGGACAUGUUGGUGUCCUUGAUUUUUAAAGGACAGCUAGUGGUUCAAGCUGUAAACGGCAUUGUAAAAAUUUCAUCGGCAAAUUUUAUGCAUUCUUCUUGUAACUUUGUAUCUGUCAUGUCAGUUUGUUGGUGUUCGUAGGUGAGUGCUUUAAUUUGUGCGCGAAGUUAGCGUUUGUAACCUGUAUAAGGCCACAGCAAGUAAUUUUUUCAGGAUGGCAUCAGCACGUGCACGCAUUAAUUUUCGCCUGAAUUUGGAAAAAAAUAAGAAUU
Messenger RNA from Branchiostoma belcheri (Belcher's lancelet), 3301 nucleotides. RefSeq lists its product as uncharacterized. Gene Ontology annotation, cellular component: plasma membrane. Gene Ontology annotation, molecular function: protein binding. The coding region runs from base 1 to 2946 and encodes 981 amino acids. The transcript has a single exon. NCBI's taxonomy places the organism in Eukaryota, Metazoa, Chordata, Leptocardii, Amphioxiformes, Branchiostomatidae. The record is from RefSeq and is a predicted model, not a curated record.